AUGAGGGUCUUCCUAGGGCUUGCGCACCAGACCGCAGAGGGGAAUCUUUGUUGUGAAAAGGGCCAAAAGGUCGACCCACGGGCCCACGAUGAUACUGAAGACGCGGAGCGGAGGCGGACGGCUUGUGCGCGCGCAGAAGAGCGAUGCGCAACAAGGAACACAAACGAGGGCGAUCCGACCAGAGUGAGGACGGCUCACUACGACUCGAGAGAUAAGACACAAGAAGAAUCUGUCUCGGAGCGGCUGACGGGCAGAAGUUCAGAUGGCGACGGCAUUCAAGCACAUCUUACGCUGCCCCGCGAAGACCGGUGA
Molecule: messenger RNA, 312 nt
Organism: Bipolaris oryzae ATCC 44560
Lineage: Eukaryota; Fungi; Ascomycota; Dothideomycetes; Pleosporales; Pleosporaceae
Exons: 1
Coding region: 1-312 (103 amino acids)
Source: RefSeq, a predicted model, not a curated record